AGAGGCGAUAUUGUAAACACGAUCUGAUAUAUUAUUAAGUACAAUGCACUUUGUUAUUUGUUUUAAUGACAUAAGUAAAUGUAAAACAAACCUGGAUGGUUUCUAUACAUCACCUUAUGAUGAAUAAAACAGAGCACCAAUGAGCAAUGCUCAUCGUUGGUAGAAAAGGCUAAUAGAUAGUUUCCGUUUAGUAUUGUAUUUGUAAGUACCUUAUGGCUAUCGCUAGUGAAACAGAAUAAGUAAAAUUAACAAUUUCCACAUUCAAGUGCAAUGUAGAAUGACUCCCGAUCGAAUAAGCUAAACGAACCACACAAUUGAAGUAUACUUGUGCCAUGCACGUACAAUCGUAAUUAUGUCCUGAAUUCCAAUUUAAACCAUUUUGAAAGUUGAAGAUAACUAAUUAGAACAAAGACCAAUUGUGCUGAUUUUGCGGCAAAAAAAUAAUGUCGUGAAAAUGAAGACAAAUAUCAGCUAGAAAUAGACAAUUGUAACAGGGUUUCUUCUAGACAAAUAUCAACUAGAAAUAGACAAUUGUAACAGGGUUUCUUCUAGACAAAUAUCAACCAGAAAUAGACAAUUGUAACAGGGUUUCUUCUAGACAAAUAUCAACUAGAAAUAGACAAUUGUAACAGGGUUUCUUCUAACAAGAAUAACUGACGAAACGUCUGUAGGGUUCAGGUCUCAAUGCAUUUAUUCGGACACAGUGAUGGAAUAUACAAUCUAUCUAUCUCUGGAUAUAGACCUGAAAUAUGAUAAAACAACGAUAUAAUAUUAACUUAACAACCAAAGCCUAUGCUAAACGAUAUUUAAUCUUCCUGAUUUCCAUCAAGAUACGUUUAUUAUUAAAGGGAGAUAACUCUAAAGACACAUCAUGUUGCAAAAUAGUAUUUUUCCCGUAAAUAUUCAUAAUAAGUAAUUAAUAAAAUAAAACAACAAUAUUGUCAUACCCUUCUAUGGUAAGAAGCGUCCCUAAAAGAAAAUUACUGCUUGAACAAUAUAUCAGGAUUGACUCUAUAAUUCGAUAAAGUACCAUGUAUGUACAAUGUAACAUCACUUCCAUCAAUUAAGCUAAAUGUUUGAUUGCUCGUUUUGAACAAAGUCAUCAGAUAUUUUUGAUAAGCAUAAAAUCUAUGUAAACUGAUUUUAUAUCACCUUACAAUAUAGUGAGAUAUAUAACUGAAUUCUUUAAUCAAUAUAAGGGAUAAUUUUGACUCAUUCAUUCAUUCUUUCAGUCAUUUAGCAAAAGUGCAAACGGGAAGUUUAUAUUGCAAAUAUACAGAAUAUACUUUUAAUUAACUAGUAGCAAUAGGAAUUAGUAUAAUUACAUGUAUGUUACUUACCAGAAUUCAAGGAUUUUGCAGUCUGCUGUCAGUAUUAAACUUUUUCUAAACAUCACGUCAAUUCAAAUGUCUACCUAGCCUCUAAAUAAUAGUAAUACUGCUCAAAACUGGCGGUAAAACUAUAGAACCGAGAAAACCAACCAAAUGCAACUUGACAAUCACUGACCAAUAAAAACCCUUCAUACAAAAUGACCACACUCAGAUCCAAGACCAAAGCCCCCAAUUUAUAUAAAUUGUACAUGCACCUUUGUGUAGUAGUGUAAAUAAAGGGGUGGAUCGAAGAUCUAAAUAUGUAUGAAUAUGAAAAUAUACAUUUGUCAGUAAUGGAUUAUCAAAACUUAGUAAUAAUUAUUAAUAAAACACUCUGGUUGACCUUUCAUCAUCUUAAACCACAACAAUAUGUUAAUACGUUGAUUUAAGGAAUGUAUUUAUUAUUUUUUCGUUGGAUGGGGGUAUACCACAAAAUAAAAAGACUGAAAACUGCACCAUUGCGCGUAGUGCAUGAUGCAACAGUUUUCCGUCGUUUUUUCUUUGGGGGGUGGGUGGGUGGGGUGGGGGUGGUAUAACUCCAUCCAUCGAAAAAAUAAUGAAUUCAUUCCUUAUCAUAUAAUAUUUUAAAACAUUGAGUUUAUAUGAUAUAACAUGAGAUGAUUUGAGUUGAAUUAACGAUUUAUUCAGGGACAUAUAUUCUAUGUCAUUUCAAGAUGGGCGUAGUAAUUUGUGAAUACACAACUUAAAAAAAACUUCAAAUCCGUUAAUGACGGAUUACAUGAACUGUUGUUUACUGUUGAGCAAACGAGUUUCAUGUGGACUGAAUAAUGCAGUUUUAAAAUCCUAAGUAAGUCCUGUUGAGAGAAAAUUGCUGGAAGUUUUUGAAUGGAAGUGAAAUGAAGUGCAAGUUUCGAUGUCGGUGCUAAUAUCAGCAAUCGUGGGACACGUGUAUGAUCAUGAUGUGAGAUGCCAGGUUCUUAGGGUCGUCAUGGCUUCCAUGUGGAUAAGUGAGUGUUACAGAGGGUUUUUUUUUUUAGCUUUAUCAGUGAGUUCCUAAAGUUGUUGGCUGUUGUAACGUCGUACGGAAGCCUCGUUUUGGUACCCACUCAGAAACAUAUGCCGGAGUUCGAAACCAUAGUCGUCAAGGGCUACGCUAUUGCAACAUCUCUGAGGCAGUCUGCGGUGUAUCUGGCAUUUGGGUUUAUAACAUGAAGGAAUAUGCUGCAAGGUGCAAACUGGACUAUUGUCAUCCCCGGUUGAAUGCAAGGUUAAGAUAUCGAACAGUGAUCAAUCUCAUAACUCCUACAAGCAAUACAAAAUAGAUAGUUGGGCAAACACGGACCCCUGUACACACCAGAGGUGGGAUCAGGGCCGGGAUUCAUAAAAAUUCUAAGAAAAUUCUUAGAUCUCAUACUUAAGUAGUAAAAAAAUUCUUAGCUAAGAAAAAUACUUAAGUAUUAAUUCAUAAAAAUGUUAAGCAUAAUUCUUAACUAAGUUUCAAUCUUAGAAAAAUGAAACACUUAAGUAGAAAUUCUAUGGCAACGCGAACGAUUUCCCGGAAUUUUUACCGCACUCUCCAGCAAAAGAGGUAAAAAGUUGAGGAUAGUGAUGUCAACAACAACAUCAUGGAAUCCAAGCAGACGAAAAGAAAGCCUAAUUGGAAUGCUGAUGAAACGCUUGCCUUGGCUUCGUUAGUAGAAGAGAACAAGCAUAUCCUGAGGGGGAAAUUAGGGCCCACUUUAACCUCCGAGAUGAAGCACCGCACUUGGCAAAGUAUUGCCGAAAGACUAGCCGCGAUGGGGGUGGGUCCAGCUAGGACAGCGGUGGAAGUGGAGAAGAAGUGCCACAACGUCUUCUCCAAAUCUAAAUCUGAAAUCUCAGAUCACAGAAGAGUUGUGGCUGGGACAGGCGGGGGCCCACCACCAAAACCUCUCAGCGCAGUUGCCACAACAGUGUGUGGUGUGGUAGGAGAGGAUAAUGCUUGCCUCAGUGGGAUUGAUGGUGGGAUUGACUCCUCUCUCUUGCAGAUAUUAAACAUUGGAGAAGGGAGUCAACCAGUGGGAAUCAAUGUCUUUGAGGGACCUCCUGGUAUGGACCCCCUCAUUCUCAACUCUAGCCCUCUAGUCGCCGCACCUGUACAAGAGCCUUCACUACCAUUAACAUCCAUGACUACAAGUUUGCAGGCCUCUGAAAAUAGAAGCAGUCAGCCUGAUUUGAAAAGGAGAAUCGAGGAGCUGAUUUGCAGGAAGUUGGAACUGGAAGUCCAGUAUAUGGAAAAUGACUAGGCCAAUUUCAACCAAACUUGGCACAAUACAUCCUUGGGCAUUUUCCCCCUCAAGAACCCCAUAGCUAAAUUGCAUGGUCAAAAUGUAAUACAUUUGUAAGACAGUGUGGUGUUUUCCUAAGUAGAUAUAUUAUUUCAUUACUAUAUGAAACAUAUUAUUUAAAAAAGCUGUAAUUUAAGUAGCUCAUAAAGAUUAUCACAUGCCUUUAUUUUUAACCUGCUUUAAUUUAUGUAUAAUUUGAUAAUAUGUACAUAUCUCUAAGUUAUUCAUAGAUUAUAGAAUCAUUAUGGUCAUUAAUCUCAUCUAUGUACAUGUAUAUAAUGUAUUUGCUGAAUAUUCAGAUGGUAUGCAUUUUGUAUGAUAGUGGAUGACUAAGAGUAAUGAAAAUUUACAUCAGUUUGAAUGUACAUUUAAAAUAUGAAUUAUCAUGAUAAAUUAAAAUUUAGUAGUUUAAAAAUGUAUGUGUGGAUUUUGGAGUGUUCGAUUAGUAUUCAACUACAAUGUAUUUUCAUUUUUUUUUUAAUAAUUUCCUUGUGUGGAUAAGUGGUCAAUAUAUGGUAAUAUAUGAUUAUUUGUAUAUAGAUUAAUAUUUAUUAAAGGUUCUGUGUCACACAUAGGUAUGCUUUGCAUUGCAUUGAUUUGAUAUUUGUUAUUAUUUUAUGUUUUUUGCAUUCUGUUAAGUUUUUGAAUAUUCAUAUGAAGUUUAUUCAGUCUAUGAUUUUUAAAGUAAUAGUCGAGUAAGAUAAAUCUAUUUAUCAAUUAUAUACCAUAUAGUAAAUCAGUAGCCAAAUUUGAAGUUCAUUUAUAAUCUAUCAUUUCUAAGCAC
Molecule: messenger RNA, 4442 nt
Organism: Ostrea edulis (European flat oyster)
Lineage: Eukaryota; Metazoa; Mollusca; Bivalvia; Ostreida; Ostreidae
Exons: 4
Coding region: 2957-3616 (219 amino acids)
Cellular component (GO): nucleus
Source: RefSeq, a predicted model, not a curated record